Molecule: messenger RNA, 4120 nt
Organism: Camelina sativa (false flax)
Lineage: Eukaryota; Viridiplantae; Streptophyta; Magnoliopsida; Brassicales; Brassicaceae
Source: RefSeq, a predicted model, not a curated record
AACACCAUUUACCGAGGUUCUUCUUCUUCCUUAUCUUCUUCGCUGAGCUGAUUACUCUGUAAUCUGUUGGUUUUGUUGGAGAUUCAAAGGCGCAAACAGAGAUAAAGGAGAAGACUUUAGAGCUAUUCAAGUUAAUAGCAGUCAGCAUUCGUUGAAAAAUGGAGAAGCUCUUCGUACCAUCAUCAUUUCCCAAAACUUGUUUGAAUUAUCAUCAGAUUCCACCCAAAGUUGAGAAUUCGCCAGACGUUCAUCCAAAAUCCCGUAAGAAAAAUCUAUCUUUCAUCAAGAAGAAAGAACCCAAUAUCAUCAUCCCCGACGAGCAGUUGGAUUACCUCUGUAGAAACGGGAGCCUCCUCGAAGCUGAGAAAGCUCUCGACUCGUUGUUUCAACAAGGGUCCAAGGUAAAGCGAAGCACUUACCUCAACUUGUUGGAAUCGUGCAUUGAUUCUGGUUCUAUCCAUUUGGGUCGUAUCCUUCAUGCUCGUUUCGGUAUGUUUCCUGAACCUGACGUCUUUGUAGAGACGAAGCUGUUGAGCAUGUAUGCUAAAUGCGGGUGCCUUGUUGAUGCCCGUAAGGUUUUUGAUUCAAUGCGUGAGAGAAACCUUUACACAUGGUCUGCCAUGAUUGGUGCUUACUCGAGGGAGAAUCGUUGGAGAGAGGUCUCUAAGCUCUUUCGUUUGAUGAUGGAAGAUGGAGUUUUGCCUGAUGAUUUCUUGUUCCCCAAGAUAUUACAGGGAUGUGCGAAUUGUGGAGAUGUUGAGACUGGGAAGUUGAUUCAUUCGGUGGUUAUAAAACUCGGGAUGAGUUCGUGUCUUCGUGUUAGCAACUCGAUUUUAGCUGUGUAUGCGAAAUGUGGUGACUUGGAUUCCGCUGCAAAGUUUUUUAGACGCAUGAAGCAGAGAGAUGUGGUCGCUUGGAACACAGUACUGUUAGCUUACUGCCAAAACGGUAAACAUGAAGAAGCUGUAGGAUUAGUUGAAGAGAUGGAAAAAGAAGGAAUUGCGCCAGGGUUAGUUACUUGGAACAUAUUGAUUGGGGGUUAUAACCAGCUAGGGAAAUGUGAUACUGCAAUGGAUUUGAUGCAGAAGAUGGAGAGGUUUGGUUUAACCGCUGACGUGUUCACUUGGACAGCUAUGAUUUCGGGAUUGAUUCAUAAUGGGAUGAGGUUUCAGGCACUAGAUAUGUUUAGGAAGAUGUUUUUAGCAGGUGUAGUACCUAAUGGAGUCACUAUUAUGAGUGCUGUGUCUGCUUGUUCAUGUUUAAAAGUUCUAAACCUGGGCUCAGAAGUUCACUCUGUUGCUGUGAAGAUGGGUUUUAUCGAUGAUGUGCUUGUGGGAAAUUCUCUGGUUGAUAUGUAUUCGAAGUGUGGAGAACUGGAAGAUGCAAGAAAAGUUUUUGAUUCGGUAAAGAAUAAGGAUGUAUAUACUUGGAACUCGAUGAUAACGGGGUAUUGCCAAGCAGGCUAUUGUGGCAAGGCUUAUGAAUUGUUUAUAAGGAUGCAAGAUGCAAAUGUAAGACCAAAUAUUAUCACAUGGAACACUAUGAUCUCAGGAUAUAUUAAGAAUGGAGACGAGGGUGAGGCUAUGGACCUAUUUCAGAGGAUGGAAAAAGAUGGAAAAGUUCAGCGGAAUACUGCAUCAUGGAAUCUAAUUAUUGCGGGUUACAUACAAAACGGAAAAAAGGAGGAGGCCUUGGAACUUUUUCGGAAAAUGCAGUUUUCUCGCUUCAUGCCAAAUUCAGUUACAAUUCUAAGCCUCUUACCUGCUUGUGCUAAUCUUCUUGGGACCAAAAUGGUAAGAGAGAUACAUGGUUGUGUAUUGCGGAGAAAUCUAGAUGCUAUUCAUGCUGUUAAAAACGCUUUAACAGACACUUAUGCUAAGUCAGGGGAUAUAGGAUACUCAAGAACCAUCUUCAACGGUAUGGAAACGAAAGACAUCAUAACUUGGAACUCGCUGAUUGGAGGUUAUGUUUUACAUGGUAGCUAUGGUCCAGCUCUUGAUCUUUUCAAUCAAAUGAAGACACUUGGGAUCAAGCCAAAUAGGGGAACUCUUUCGAGUAUUAUCCUUGCGCAUGGUUUAAUGGGAAAUAUAGAUGAAGGGAAGAAACCUGCAUCAGUUGGCCCAUGGGGAGGCCAAAGUGGUCAUGCCUGGGAUGAUGGCAUGUACACCACGGUAAGGCAAAUAAUUAUAGGCCAUGGUUCUAGUAUAGACUCUAUACAAGUUGAGUAUGAAAAAAAUGGUUGCUCGGUUUGGUCCGAAAAACGUGGAGGAAAGGGAGGAAAGGGAGGCAAGAAGACUGAUAAUGUCAAACUUGAUUACCCACAUGAGUAUCUGAUUUCAGUUAAUGGAACCUACGGUAGCUUUGAUGCCUGGGGAAAUACAUGUGUCCGAUCGCUUAUUCUUGAGAGUAACCACAGAAAAUAUGGUCCGUUUGGUUGUGAGUCAGGUACAUUCUUUGCAUUGCCAAAGUCAGGGUCGAAGAUUAUUGGGUUCCAUGGGAAGGCUGGUUGGUAUAUAGAUGCUAUUGGUGUUCACAUUCAACCAAUUCCUAAAGAGAAUCAUCCUCCGUCGAAAAUUGUUUUGCACUCGCAUCAAAAUAUUACUCAUGGUGAUAAGAAACAUGAGUACUCAGUGAUACAAGGAAGUGUAGGGCAAAACUUCGAUAUAGUUGUUGCCCUCAGACAGAAAAAUCCAAAUUUGCCUUCUAAUGAAUCCCGAGAUCAUGCAGGUGCUGAGAUCCCCAAACAAAAGUUGGUGACAGAUACUGAGAAGCCGCAGUCAAAAGUAGUAGGUGGUGCGAAAACAUAUGGACCAUGGGGUGGGACUGGUGGUAUCAUGUUUGACGAUGGGACUUAUACCGGUAUUAGACAAAUCAAUUUGUCACGCAGUGUCGGGGUUGUGUCGAUGAAGGUCUGUUAUGAUUUUAAAGGACAGGCUGUGUGGGGAAGCAAGCAUGGUGGCACGGGAGGAUUCAGACAUGAUAAGAUUGUAUUUGAUUACCCAUCAGAGGUUUUAACACAUGUAACGGGAACAUAUGGACCGUUGGUAUAUCUGGGACCUAAUGUGAUAAAGUCACUGACCUUCCGCACUAACAAAGGCAAGCAUGGACCUUUUGGAGAAGAACAUGGACCAACUUUUACACAUAAAAUCGACGAGGGUAAAGUUGUUGGAUUCCUUGGAAGAGAGGGUUUGUUUCUUGAUGCCAUUGGUGUUCAUGUUAUGGAAUGCAAAAUAAGUUCCCUUAAGCCAUCAUCUCCUCAGCAUGCAAUUGUUCCUUUUAAAAACUCUGGCACUGCGGAAAUCGAAAAUUCCCCAUGGGCUAAUAAGCUUGUCCUUGCAGCAAACGGCCAUGGCGAAGAGGUUGAGCGUGGAGUCGUCAAAGAACCAACACCGAGCGGGCCUGGACCAUGGGGAGGCGACGGAGGUCAAUCGUGGGACGAUGGAGUAUAUUCAGGGAUCAAGCAGAUAUUUGUCACGAGAGGAAAUGAUGCUAUCUCUUCAAUACAAAUCGAGUACGAUAGAAAUGGACAAUCUGUGUGGUCUACUAAACAUGGUGGUAACAAUGGAGUCGCCACACACAGGAUUAAACUUGAGUAUCCAAAUGAGACGCUCACCUGCAUUUCAGGGUUUUACGGACCACUGAACAAUUCAGACAGAUCAAAUGUUGUCAAGUCACUGAGUUUCUUCACAAGCCGUGGGAAGUAUGGUCCAUACGGUGAAGAAUGCGGGACGUUUUUCACUUCGACUACAACACACGGAAAGGUGUUGGGGUUCCAUGGAAGGUGUGGCUGUAACUUGGACGCCAUCGGAGUUCAUAUGCAGCAUUGGCUCGGCAAUAAGUCGUCGUACGUUAGCAGGGCUAGCUGUUUCAAGCUCUUCUGAUAAUCUUCUCUGCGCAGAACAAAAACUCAUCUAGCGUCUUCCACCAGCGCUUACAGUUUAUCAAUCAAGAGUUAUAAAAUCAUAAACAUGCUUCUUUUGAUGCUUUGAAUUUCCUUUCCAGUUAAUAAUACUUGUUUCUAUAAACAGAAUAACUACGAAAAAUCUAUGGAAACAAGAACAGAGUGUACUGUAAUAUAAACUUUAUGUUUAAUGAUCUGAAUUUGUUGUUCGCGAGUGAA